CCCUGGUCCGCACUCGCCAUUGUUUCUCCAUCGCGUGCUCACCUCCUCAACUCGACACCGACCGCGAACAACAACCUCAUCACCCACCUUCGCCUCGCGCAUCCGACCUCGAGUACCUAGCAUCGGGUUCGGGAAACACAAACCUCAUCAUCCAACAGACCGCCCGCAACCAUGCCGGGUGGCGCGCUCGCUGCGACCAGCGAUGUCAAUCGCAUUGAGGCGCCGGUGACCUUCAAGGCCUACCUCAUCUGCGCCUUCGCCUCCUUCGGUGGUAUCUUCUUCGGUUACGACUCGGGUUACAUCAACGGUGUCACUGCCUCGAGCGUCUUCGUCGAACUCAUCGAGGGUCCAGGCAAUGAUGCGCUCUCCGGUAGCCACCUGUCUCUCGUCACUUCUAUCCUCUCCGCUGGUACUUUCUUUGGCGCCAUCAUCGCCGGUGAUGUCGCAGACUUCAUCGGCCGAAAGUGGACCGUCAUCAUUGGCUGCUUGAUCUACAUUGUCGGAGUUAUCAUCCAGAUGAUCACUGGUGUCGGCGGUGACGCUCUCGGUGUCAUUGUCGCUGGUCGUCUCAUUGCAGGUAUCGGUGUCGGAUUCGAGUCCGCCAUUGUCAUCCUGUACAUGUCCGAGAUCUGCCCAAAGAAAGUCCGUGGUGCUCUCGUCGCCGGCUACCAAUUCUGCAUCACCAUCGGUCUUCUUCUCGCAUCCUGCGUCAACUACGCCGUCCGCAACCGCACCGACCAGAGCGAGUACCGCAUUCCAAUCGGCAUCCAGUUCGCCUGGGGUGUCAUCCUUGGCGGUGGCCUUCUGUUCCUUCCAGACUCCCCACGAUACUUCGUCAAGCGCGGCCGUGUCGAGCAAGCCCGAUCUGCCCUCGCUCGUCUGCGAGGACAGCCAGGUGACAGCGAGUACAUCGAGGCUGAGUUGGCUGAGAUCGUCGCCAACGAGGAAUACGAGCGCUCCAUCAUUCCUGCUGGCAACUGGGCCAAUGGCUGGGCCAACUGCUUCAAGGGCUCCGUCUUCCAGUCCAACUCCAACCUGCGCAAGACCAUUCUUGGUACCUCUCUCCAGAUGAUGCAACAGUGGACCGGUGUCAACUUCAUCUUCUACUACUCGACCCCAUUCUUGAGCUCGACUGGCGCCAUCUCCAACACCUUCUUGAUCUCGCUGAUCUUCACCUUGGUCAACGUCUGCUCUACUCCGAUCUCCUUCUACACGGUCGAGAAGUUCGGUCGUCGUCCACUGCUCGUCUGGGGUGCCUUCGGCAUGUUGAUUUGCCAGUUCCUCGUCGCCAUCAUUGGUGUCACUGUCGGAUUCAACAAGACCUAUGAGAUUCCAGACCCAGCCGGAGGACCAGACCCAGUCACUCGUGCUCUCAACGUCCCAGCCGUCAAUGCGCAGAUUGCGUUCAUCGCCAUCUUCAUCUUCUUCUUCGCAUCGACCUGGGGACCUGGUGCCUGGAUUCUCAUCGGCGAGAUCUUCCCUCUGCCAAUCCGCUCUCGUGGUGUCGCUCUGUCCACCGCCAGCAACUGGCUCUGGAACACCAUCAUCGCCGUCAUUACCCCUUACAUGGUCAACACUGACGAGGGCGAUCUCAAGUCGAGUGUCUUCUUCGUCUGGGGUGGACUCUGCACUUGCGCUUUCGUCUACUCGUACUUCUUGGUGCCAGAGACCAAGGGUCUGUCGCUUGAGCAGGUUGACCAGAUGAUGGCCGAGACUACUCCUCGUACCUCUUCCAAGUGGCGACCAACGACCACCUUCGCCAGCCAGAUGGGUCUCAAGGAGGGCGGAAAGCUCGAUACUGAGAUCACUUCUGAUGUUGAGCGCAAGGGAUCUGUCUUUUAGAUGAUGAGGGCAUGCAUUUUUUCAGGAGCGGCUACGAACGAGACGAAGCAUUGACCGACGUUGAUGUUGCAUAAUUAAUGAUACCCGACUAUUGGAAGUAGCUGCCGCGACAUUGUCCAUAGAGCAGGCUCAAUGGUUGAUAUCGACUAAGCUCAGUCGUCUACUCAGUAGUAGGCCAGAGCCAGUGAAUAUACCAGUACACUCAU
Cercospora beticola is the source of this 2048-nucleotide messenger RNA. RefSeq names its product sugar porter family MFS transporter. The record is from RefSeq and is a predicted model, not a curated record. Gene Ontology annotation, molecular function: carbohydrate:proton symporter activity. Gene Ontology annotation, cellular component: membrane. Gene Ontology annotation, biological process: carbohydrate transport; transmembrane transport. Lineage: Eukaryota; Fungi; Ascomycota; Dothideomycetes; Mycosphaerellales; Mycosphaerellaceae.